UUAAAGACAUCCAAUCCAAUUGGUCUUUUGAUAAUCAAGUUCGUUUCAUUUAUAAUGCUGUCAUUGAAUGCCGUCGAGUAUAUGCAAAGACAGAAACGUUGAGCAAAACAAACAGAUGUAAACAAACUUGUUCAUCUUUCGAACGAACAUUUUCUGUGACAGGUAAACAAGACAUACCCGGAUGGAAAACACUUGCGGCUUUUGCGCUCACCAAGACCAGAGUGUCGUCGCGCUUCAAGAAGAUUACUCCACCGGAAAUCCAUCCAUCGUAAAUAUAGCGGCAAGGCACCUUUGGUUUACGAACGAAGAACUAAAAUCAUUCUAUAUCUGCGAUGCCUGUCGGAACAAGCUCCUAGAAUUUCAUCACUUUUACUGCCAAAUAAGACAGCUCUACUCUGGACAACCGAUAGUAAACGAAAACAAGUUGGAAUCCGUUCCAACAAACGCUGACCAAAUUGAACUUAAAUCACUUACUAUACAACCAGAGUCAGUGGAAGUAGAUGAAGAAAUUCUAUCCGAUGUUAAUGACGACGAAAAUGACCACGAAGAACCCGCCGAUGCAACACGAAACGAAAAUUCAAAUGAAAAGCUUUCCGAAGAUCAGCCAAGUGAGGAAGACCCGCGCCUAGCAAUCACCGAUGAAGAUAUUCGCAUCUACUGCCAAAUGAAAUGUCACAUCUGCUCGGAAGAGUUCGAUUACUACGAAGAUCUGAAGGCUCAUUGCACCCGAGAGCACGACUCGAAGUGCUACGUGUAUUGCUGUAACACUCGUCUAGAUAGAUUAGAUAGGGUUAAGGAUCACAUACUUUUUCAUCUUAAGCCGGACAUUUUUCGCUGCGAAAAGUGCGACAAAAACCUCACUACAAAAGGUAACCUUAGUCGACACUUGAAGAGUGCUGGUCACCUGUUCGCGGAAGAUCAGGUUUUCGGAUGUGGCUUUUGCACAAAAAAAUGUCCCAGCCAGGAAAUGUUGAACGAUCAUAUGCAAUCUCACCAGAAGAAAACCACCAUUCACAAGUGCGACUUGUGCCCGAAAGAAUUCACUACGUUUGCCAGGCUUGCCUGUCACAUGGGAAUGGUUCACAAAUCAACUGAUUUACCGCAAAGCUGUAAGGUUUGCCAUAAGAAGUUCGAUAGCCGAGAAACUCUCAACGCCCAUCGUGCUUCCAGCCGGUGUUUCGAUCCCCAACUAGAUGACCCCACACCGGAACCGAGUGGACGAAAGUGUACGAUUUGCGACGAAGUAUUUCACCGAAAAGCGAAAUACAGGGAACACAUCGCACUCCAUGCUGGACAACUUUUGUACGCAUGCGAUUUCUGCGGUAAGCCAUUUAGAACCUCAAGCACCAUGCAGUGGCAUCGGAGGCAUAAGCACCCGAAAGAGUGGAAAAAGCUAAAGUUGAAGCCUCGGUAUGAGACAGCAAGCUAAUUUUUCCGCUGAUAGAAAAGCAACUUUUCACACAGGUUGUAAAAGUUUUCACACAAAUUUCAAUCAAUAAACUGAGAAGUAGAAUACGAUGAUUAUAAGAAAAAAAAAACAACAUAGGGAACUUUGGUUAACAUAACCAGAUUUUGAAGAAGAAAAAAGCCUGAAAUAAAUGUGAAAUUUCAACUAUUUA
Molecule: messenger RNA, 1619 nt
Organism: Aedes albopictus (Asian tiger mosquito)
Lineage: Eukaryota; Metazoa; Arthropoda; Insecta; Diptera; Culicidae
Product: GDNF-inducible zinc finger protein 1
Exons: 3
Coding region: 182-1429 (415 amino acids)
Biological process (GO): regulation of transcription by RNA polymerase II
Cellular component (GO): chromosome
Molecular function (GO): chromatin insulator sequence binding
Source: RefSeq, a predicted model, not a curated record